Messenger RNA from Rhizopus microsporus ATCC 52813, 806 nucleotides. RefSeq lists its product as uncharacterized. NCBI's taxonomy places the organism in Eukaryota, Fungi, Mucoromycota, Mucoromycetes, Mucorales, Rhizopodaceae. The transcript has 11 exons. The coding region runs from base 31 to 669 and encodes 212 amino acids. Gene Ontology annotation, biological process: proteasome-mediated ubiquitin-dependent protein catabolic process; protein polyubiquitination. Gene Ontology annotation, molecular function: ubiquitin conjugating enzyme activity. The record is from RefSeq and is a predicted model, not a curated record.
CUUUUUUCUCCCUUUAUAUUUUUCUUAAACAUGUCUUCUGCUGCAAGUAUUCUUAGACGUCAAUUCAAAGAAUUAACAAGGAAUCCAGUUCCCGGAUUUGUUGUAGAUCUUAAAGAUGACAAUAUAUUUAUUUGGGAUGUCGCACUUAUUGGUACACCAAAGACAAUUUAUGAAGGAGGAUAUUUUAAAGCUACGAUGACCUUUCCAGAAGAUUAUCCUUUUAACCCACCCACUUUUCGCUUUAACAAUGAAUUCUAUCACCCUAAUGUCUACCCUGAUGGAAGGCUUUGUAUUUCUAUACUUCAUCCUGCGGGCAAUGAUCCGAUUAGUGGAGAAGCACCAGAAGAACGAUGGAAUCCUACUCAGUCUGUAGAAAGUGUACUUGUAUCUAUCAUUUCCUUACUCGCAGACCCAAAUUGCUCAAGUCCAGCUAAUGUAGAUGCAGGCGUUGACUAUAGAAAGAAUCGUGAACUGUUUGAGAGUAUUGUCAAAAAACAAGUAGAAGCAUCCAAGAAAGAUAUUCCCAAAGGGUUCAAAAUGCCUGAAUCAGAAAAAGACUUUAUGCCCACAGCGCCACCAGAGAUAGAAGAAGAUGACAAUUUCUGGUAUGAAUCAGGAGAUGAAAGUGACUUUGGUGUAGAUGACUAUGAUGAAGAAGAAGACGACUAGAUCACAUCAUUUUUAAAUUGUGUAAUAAAGAUUUACAGGUUUUUAACCUAAAAGAAAAAAAAAAUACAAUGCCGUGCUGGGAUUCAAAUUGCUAUUUUAUAUGUUCCUGAAACUUUUCUUGUUUCUCUUUUUCCCUU